AUGGCUCCGCCGAAAUUCGACGGCAGCGCCCUGCCCAAGUCGAUCCUCAAGAAGAUCAACGCGCCUCAGGCUGGGAAGCCGCCGCCGCCUGCAGCCAGCGCGCCACCCCGGCAGCCGAGUCAAGAGCAAGAGCCGCAGGCCGCGCGCGACAAGCGAAACCGCGAGAUAGCUCUCUACCAUGCCCACCUGAUCCAGCAGCAGAAGGACGUCGAGGCCCAGAUCCUCGAUGCCAUUGUGCAGCUGAUCGACUUCCCGUCCUCUCCGGACGCGGACCCCAUGAGCCCGUCGCACGAUGACGCGUCAGUGUUCAAGGCCCUGAUAACAAACUUCCAGCCCUCAGACUACGACUCUCUGCUGGAGGAGCGCAAGUGCGCCGACAAGUGCGGCUACGUGCUCUGCCCGAAUAGGCCAAAGGUCGAUGCUAAUGCCGGCAAGAACAAGUUCAUAGUAAAGGGCCGCCAGCUCCAGAUCGUGCCUCGCGAGAAGCUCGAGCUCUGGUGCUCCGAUGACUGUGCCCGGCGCGCCUUGUUCGUCAAGGUCCAGCUGAACGAGGAGCCCGCUUGGCUCAGGAGGGCAGGCGUUGUCCCCCAGCUUGAGCUCAUGGCCGACAGACGCGCCCCGAACUCUCCUCCGGACUUGAAUUCCGUCAUGUCUGGCCUGUCUUUGGACGCCGCGCACUCCGGUACCUGGGCACGGUCUGCCGAUCAAGCUCAGAAUCUGAACAGAGCCAUGGCGGAUCUGGCCUUGGAGAGAGGCGAGCAAACCAUGUCUGCAAGAUCAUCGGGCUUAGUGAGAGACAGCAUCUCCGAGAACAGGGUCAUAUCACAGCCAAGUUUCCCAGCUUCAGCAGGCCACAUGUCGAUCGAGGGCUACGAACCUCGUGUGAAUGUGAAAAAUGGCAUUGAGCGGGACGAGGACGGAGACUGGAUCCUAUGA
This is a messenger RNA of Lasiodiplodia theobromae, 936 nucleotides long. RefSeq lists its product as uncharacterized. NCBI's taxonomy places the organism in Eukaryota, Fungi, Ascomycota, Dothideomycetes, Botryosphaeriales, Botryosphaeriaceae. The transcript has a single exon. The coding region runs from base 1 to 936 and encodes 311 amino acids. Gene Ontology annotation, cellular component: cytoplasm; nucleus. Gene Ontology annotation, molecular function: RNA polymerase II CTD heptapeptide repeat phosphatase activity; RNA polymerase core enzyme binding. The record is from RefSeq and is a predicted model, not a curated record.